Molecule: messenger RNA, 3222 nt
Organism: Capsicum annuum
Lineage: Eukaryota; Viridiplantae; Streptophyta; Magnoliopsida; Solanales; Solanaceae
Product: putative late blight resistance protein homolog R1B-23
Exons: 3
Coding region: 409-3105 (898 amino acids)
Biological process (GO): defense response to other organism
Molecular function (GO): ADP binding
Source: RefSeq, a predicted model, not a curated record
AUCCUUAUAAAACUCCUAAACAACAUGAUUACAUGAAAUUGUCCAAAGUGAGGUAUAAUAAUGUGUUGCUGGAAUUCAAGUUCAGUAAAAAGAUAACUUCAGAGUUCCAGGCCCGUCACUGUUUUGGUACAACAUGAGGUUGAGGGCAUUUUGCAUUCAAAUUUUGAAUGGUUUAGGAUAAUAUUAAUGUUAUGACCAUACGUUUCACUUUAAUCAUAGCUCUCCCAGUCUCCAGCAUUUAAUAAGCCACAGUAUUCACUUACUAUCCCUUUUCAGCAUUUAAGCGCUCUUUGAUUUUCUCCAUUCUACUAUUUGUCUUGAUAUGGGGAUUCAAAAUUUCAAAUAAAAGAGCUUUCUUGAAAUAAUUGAAUCUACAAAUCCUUUCUUGUUCUUCAGUUGUUGAGACUGAUGGCUUAUGCUUCUGUUGUUUCUCUUGCUCAAACUCUAGAGCAACUCAAUACCAGAAUCCCAGGUUUGUUCUCUGAACCAAAAAUCCAAUCUUUAGCUGCAUCUCUUGAAUAUUUCAAAGGCUUUCUUGAUGGUAGUUGCAAGAGUAGUUAUCACCAAGAACAAAUCACAGUUUUGGUUGGAAAGUUCAGAGAUGCACUCAAUGAAGCUGAGACUAUUAUCGAACAAAAGAUUUGUGAGAUUCAUCAGAUGGGAAGUUCGACUAAUAUUGAAAAAGCAAGUGAAGAUUUAGUAGGAACUUUACUACCAGCAGUACAGAAGAUUGAGUUAAUAAGGAGAGAGUUGGUGCUGAGUCUUGAGAAUUGCACAAGCCAUGACCAUGACAUUGAACCCUCUGAUGAUCAUUUCGAGAGGAGCGAAUCCAUGAUUGGAAGUCCAUAUAGACAUAGUUUUACUACAAAUGUGGAGAAUGAUGUUGUGGGUCUUGAUGAUGAUUUGGAGAAGAUCAUAGACAGACUACUUGGGUCCUCAUCUGAAAGAGAAGUCGUCGCAAUUACAGGUAUGGGUGGCAUUGGCAAAACAACACUCGCUAAAAAAGCUUAUGAUUAUCCUCGAGUUAGAUCUCGCUUUGACGUUCAUGCAUGGGUUACAGUGUCUCGAGAGUUUGGAAUGAGGAGGUUGCUGUUAAGUUUAGUCCGUUGCAUUCCAGGUAUGACGGAUAAGUUUCUAGAGAAGACUGAGGAUCAGUUAGCAGUGUCGUUAUAUAGAAAACUAAAAGAUCGAAGAUAUCUUAUUGUCAUUGAUGAUAUUUGGAGUACUAAAGUUUGGGACGAUGUAACAAGAUGUUUUCCGGAUGACGACAAUGGGAGUCGAAUCAUAUUAACGAGUAGGCUCCAGGAUGUGGCUGCAUAUGCUGAUCCGGAUAGCCCUUUGCAUGAGAUGGGGACAUUAAGUUUAGAUGAUAGUUGGAAGUUACUCUCCAUUAAGGUGUUUGGUGCAAAUGAUCUUUGUCCUUCUGAGUUAGAGGAUAUUGGGAAGCAGAUAGCAGAAAAAUGUGGUGGACUUCCUUUGGCAAUUCUGGUGGUUGCAGGGCAUCUUUCUAGAAUUGCUAGGAGAAGAGAAAGUUGGAUUAUUGUUGCCAAGACUGUAAGUUCAGUUGUUGCGAACGAUCCUGAUAAAUGCCUAGGAGUGCUCGGUAUGAGUUACAGUUACCUGCCGAACCACCUCAAGCCAUGCUUCCUCUCUAUUGGUGCUUUUCCUGAGGAUUUUGAAAUCAAAGCUGGGACAUUGAUCCAAGUUUGGGCUGCUGAAGGGUUUCUAAAAGUCGAAAGGCUUAAGAGCUUGGAAAAAGUUGCAGAAGAGUGUUUGGAGGAUCUUGUUAGUAGAAAUCUGAUAAUGAUUAGAAAGAGGAGGUUCAAUGGUGAGAUCAGAAGUUGUGGUGUACAUGAUUUGUUGAGGGACUUGAGCUUAAGAGAAGCUCAAAAAGAGAAGUUCCUUCACGUGACAUCAACUCGAUAUGUGUCAAACUUCCUAGCACAAAGGAAUGAGGGUCGUGGUUUCAGCUUUCUUUCUAACAUUUCUCUAAAUGAUUCUAGUGAGUUGUCAUCUCAUGUUGGUCGAUCAAUGUUUUUCUGGGGUGAACUGUUAAUCUCUGCUCAGCCUCAGAGACAGUUUUCCUUAUUCGCGAGCUUCAAACUUAUCAGAGUGUUGGCAAUUUUUUCUCAUUUGUUUCCUUCAUUUCCUGCUGAGAUAACACAACUAAUUCAUCUAAGGUACCUUUGGAUUCGAUCAAAUGGUGGUCUUCCCGCAUCAAUGUCUCGGCUUUUUAAUCUGCAAACCUUGAUAUUCCAACAGCCAGAACUGUAUUAUAUGUACAAAACUUUAAUGCUGCCUCGGGAGAUCUGGAGCAUGACACAGCUAAGGCGUCUGCGUCUACUGAGUGGCAACUAUCUGUCUAAGCCUAAAAGAAGUGGAAAAACAGAUGAGGGAGCAGCGAGUGAUGUUGUGGAGCUAAGCAAUCUGGAGGAACUUUCUCAUUUAUGUUUUGCUAGCUGUACAGAGGAAGUCUUCUCAUACCUUCCCAAUAUACGUAAAUUGAGUAUUCUCGAUGCUGCAUCAGAUGAUGCAUCUGAAUACUUAAAAAAUCUGGUACACUUGGAGAAACUUGAAACUUUGAAGUGCGUCUGCUAUGGUCAGAAGCGGCUCUCCCUGUCAAACUGGUGUGGUUCCCUAACAUCUAUUAAGAGGUUAAUUUUAUCCGGUUGUCUUCUGCUUUCAGAAGACAUGGCAAGUCUAGCUGCAUUGCCCAACCUUGAAGUGCUUAAACUUAGAGAUAAUGAGUUUGAAGGCCGUGCGUGGACAGUAAGUGAUGAAGACGAGUUUAGUCAGCUAAAGUUCCUAGUGGUUGCUGAGCCACGUCUAGUGAACUGGGAAGCCGGUAGUGUCAACUUUCCAAAUCUUCAAAAGCUAGUUUUUAGGAAAUGCAUCCAUCUUGAGGAAAUUCCAAUGGAUAUCGGGGAGAUAUGUCCAUUGGAGGUAAUUGAAUUGAUCGGCUGCAGCUCAUCUGCUCAGAAUUCAGCUAAAGAACUUCAAGAAGAACAAGAGAGUAUGGGAAAUUCAUGUCUUGAAGUCCGCGUUUAUGCUGAUGAUGAUGAAUCUUCGUCGUUGUUCGAUUUUUGGAGAGCAGUACUAGAUUGAGUUUGAGAAAUAUGUAUUAUACUGUGCAUGAUAUUUUCUUAAUAUUUGUAAUGUCGAACAGGAUUGUUAAUGCAUUUAUCUGUUCCUAAAUUUACUAAUAGUUUGAUUCUGCUGAAA